AAGCGCCUGCCGUCACUAGGACUCGCGGCCGCCCCUCGACUGCUGCGGAUCGGGAGCGCGCCUGGCUGCCUUUGGCAAGCCUGUACCUUAUGUAGGUUGCUUUCCCACCCCGGCCUUAGUUGUCGCCCGCGAGUUUUUCUUCCUUCAGCGCGGCAAGUAAGGCCGGGAGCGAGAAGCGAGGGCGGGGCCGUCAGGCAGAACUAAUUCCCAACCAGAACCUCCCGGCAUCGCACGCAGCUUCGCCGUCCCCUCCGCUGACACCGCUGCCUCCUUUUCUGCGGGCUGCGCUCUCGGAUGCUGGACGGCUCAGCCUGCUUUCCGCCCUCUCCGUGAGCAUCCAUCCCGGGUGCGGUAAACUUUGAUCGCCGAGGGAAAUAAGCUCAGAGGGAAAGGCAGCUCGGCAGGUCUUGCCAGCGGGCUGCUCCCGAGGAUGGAACCGGCCGCGUACGGAGCUGGCAAAGCCGGAGGCGCCUUUGACCCCCAGACCUUCAUCCGGCAACCUCACACCAUCCUCCGGAUAGUUUCUUGGCUUUUUUCCAUUGUUGUGUUUGGCUGCAUUGUGAAUGAAGGCUAUUUCAACCAACCCAACACACCAGAACAGUUCUGCAUCUACAAUCGCAACCAGAAUGCCUGCAACUAUGGUAUCACCGUGGGAGUCCUUGCAUUUCUCACCUGCCUUCUUUACUUAGCCCUAGAUGUCUACUUCCCGCAGAUAAGCAGCGUCAAGGAUCGCAAGAAAGCUGUGCUUUCAGACAUUGGAGUAUCUGGCUUUUGGGCAUUUCUCUGGUUUGUCGGUUUUUGUUUCUUGGCUGACCAAUGGCGUGUUUCGAAGGAAGAGGAUAGUCCACUGAAUGAAGGAUCAGAUGCAGCCCGAGCAGCCAUUGCCUUCUCUUUUUUCUCCAUCUUCACCUGGGUGGGCCAGUCUUUUCUGGCAUUCCAGCGAUAUCAACUUGGAGCGGAUUCAGCACUCUUCUCCCAGGACUACACAGAUCCAAGCCAGGAGGCUGGCAUGCCUUAUGCACCCUACACAAAUGAGGAUACCACAGAUAGCAUGGCGACCUACCAGCAGCCCCUUUCCGCAGAUGCUUUUGAUGCUGGGACACAGGGGUACCAAACGCAAGACUACUGAAAGCUGUUGGAGACCUCCUAUUUCCCUUCCCUUUACCCACUCUCUUCUGCCACUGAGAAGUCAGCGUGCAAAGCAGACCAGAGCAACAGGUGACUCUUGGCCCAUUCUGGCCUUCUAGGUUCUGUUUUUUAAUUUCUUCUUUACAGAAAAUGCCUCCUCCUCCGAAAUUCUCCAUCAUAACUAGAUUGCUCAUUGCAAAACAUUUUAUUGUUUGUGUUGCAGUGAUAGAUUCUUUGUAUGGGAAGCUCAAACUGUCUUUCAGAGGGAAAGAGGGAAAGAAUCUCAAAAUGCUGUUGGUGGAAAGCAGAACCACUGGGAUGUGAAUGAAUUCUAGUUAAGAUGCCAGUGUGUAAAUGUAAGUGCUGAGAAAUGAGAAUAAGAACUGACAGAUGAGUAGAGCAUCCUAUAAACGAGUAGUGAAAGUGGGCGAGCAAAGGUGAUUGCUGUACAAAGCAGCAAGGAAAAAUAUAGAGAUGGCAAACAGAAAAGGAUCUCAGGUAGGUGAGAAUGGAAUCAUAAAGUGUUGGAUGUGGAAUCUAUAAUAAGACAGAUUGGAUUUGAUAACAGGGAGCUUUAAAAAUAUCCCGGAUUUUCAUGAAAUACUAAAAUGUUUUGUUUUGUGCACUCUAUUAUUAUUAUUUUUUAUUUUCAUUUUAUCUGCUUCAGGUUGAUAAUACAUGGUUUCCUUCACAAACUGUUCCACUGUUUGAUCACUUGCAAUUGGUUUUUUGGAGAAUUGAGAAGUAUUACAUGAUUCUUUGAUCAAGUUCAAAAAGCAAAAUGUUAAAUACAGGCUGAAAAAUGAGAGACAGAGUGGUUACAUUUGUUUCUGAAUAUGAGGCAGCUGUUUACAACAGAAUCACAUCUGUUCAUUCUACUGUAGGCUAAACCAAAUCUGAUGAAGUGGCUUUGUUUAGUUGACAAAACAGCGUAUGAGAAGAGGCCCAGUCACAAUCCACAAAAUUUAAACUAACUAAAUGACUGAUAAUUUCAUUCAAUUAUUUUUUUUCUCCAAAAAUGGUUAUGAAGACAAGUGUGCAAAUCAUGACCAUGAAAUCUCCUUCAAAUUCAGACUCAUAGUUAAUAGAUUGUCAUCAGGAUUAUAUUAUGCAAAUCACAAUUCAGUUGGAAAAAUAAUGAGUGCCAAUAACAGUCUGGAAAAUCCUGUGACAACACAACCAUAUUGAGAUGUAAUUCAAGUACCACUGAACAAAAUUACCUGUAUCAGUGGACAAUCCUCUUUUCCAGUUUUUUUAAAAAAUAAAGCUGAUUUCCAAUUGGAGAAAUGCCAAUGUUGAUAAAAUUAUAGUGAGUAGAGGAAUGGACAUAAAAAUAAGCAAAAAUAGCUUUGAAUAAGACAAUACUUCUGCCCAGUAUGUUAUAUGGAACACAGUCAGGAUAAACAUAAAAAUAACUUCAAUGCAAUGGAAAUGAAUUACUUAAGAAGUGUAUGAGGUAAAGCAUGGUCAAGAAUGAAUAGCUAGAAAAUGAAUGUGGACUGAAUAUAAAAGUGAGUCACCAGUAUUGUACAAAAGAAGUAUAUUGAAAUGGUUUGGUCCUAUAAAAAGAACAAAUGAAGAUUGAUUUGCAGACUAAGUACAUGAAGAAAGAGUGUGUUGAGAGGUAGGGGAAGACCAAGAAAGUCAUGUGGAAUGAAACUCAAAUUCUCCUAAGGAGAGAAGUUUCUUUUUCUUAUCUCAUGCCUUAACUUUCUUCAGUAUACUAUUUCUUGGUUCUUUACUGCACUGUUCAUUAUGUUGAUUAACCCAAAAGGGAAUAGUGUGAUGGAUACAUAAUAUAUGUAUACUAUUCAUAUAUUCAUGAUUCAAGCAAUUAAGAGGAUAAAUAAGGAACAAGUGAUACAAGUCUAAUCAGACAAAGGAUUAUUCAGAAGUAAACUCCAUCUCGUUCAAUGGGACUUGCUCCGGUGAAUUGUGUCUAGAAGUUUAAAAAUAUUUAUUCAUGAAUUUCUAAAGAAAAGUGCUUGGACCAAAUGUUGUCUGGAAACCACAUUCAUUGUAUUAAAUGAUAAUGUCUUACAAGAAAACAUUAACAUUUUGUAUAGAGUGUAACAAAACAGAAUUCUUCUAUCUUUUAAGCUCGUGUACAGUGGUCAGAGCUAAGAAAAUACCAUUGAGUUCUAUACCAAGAACAUUUGUAAAAAAACUCAUCUACUCUUAGUGAUAUGUUACCCAAAGUAAAUCCAAAAGUUAUUGAUUUGCAAGUUGCUAGUACAAAUAUCUGCCUGUCUUUCCUUAACCAUCUUUUAAUUCAGCAAGCUUUUAAUGACCAUUUCUCCUCUAAAGGAAACUAUAGAAUUAUUUUCAUUUAAGAGGUUUGCCUUAAGUGUACAAAGAUCACAACAUUUAGUGGAAUAAGUCUGUUGCUAAGCAAUACAAAACACUAAGUCAAAAGUGAAGAUGCAGUAUUCAGUCUCAAUAUUUAGCUAAUUUCCCAAAAUCAUAUUUUCUUAAUUGUAUGUCAGGGAGCCAAAGAUGGAUCUUUUGUCAUGAAUGAUAGGAGCUGUAGCUCAAAUUAUGCUCCCACAUUGCCCUUAUUCUGAUAUACCUACAGAUAACCUUCCCAAUAUCACAGCAGUACAUCAUCAGGGCCACUGUAUAAAAUAAGCCUAUGCAGCAUUUGAAAUGCCAUUUGACUAUGGGCAUCCACAAGGGGACGUGUCAAAAUCUGCAAGAUGGCAGACACAGUAUUGCAUUUUUUUUUAUAUGGCAAAUCAGUGGGCAUACAAAAGCAUAGGACCUGGAUCCCAACAUUACACCUGCCUUCUUGCGGAUAUUGACCUCUUUCCCCAGUGGAUAUUGCGGCUUUUAACCUUCUCUGUUUUUAUUAAAUCAAGCUGGUAUAAACAGACAGUUCUUGCACAAAGAGGAAAAAAAAUCUCCAUAUAAUUAAUUCAGGCUUUGAAAGCAGAGAGCAAUGAAAUGAAAAGAAAACGCACACUGUGGUGUUUGGUCUUCCCCUCGUGUGGCUGGUAUGAUGUUUUUUGUAUGUAGAAUGACUUCAGUAUGUUUUCUAUUGUCUAUUUUUCUCUCGAAAUACACUGUGAAGAAGGUGUGGCUACUAGGCAGAAUUAAGAGGAUGUGAUCAUCUCUAGCAGGGGUCUCCAAACCUUGGCAACUUUUAGACUUGUGGACUUCAACUCCCAGAUUCCUCAGCCAGUGAAGCAACUCUGGGAGUUGAAGUCCACAAGUCUUAAAGUUGCCAAGGUUGGAGACCCCUGAUCUGUAACACUGAAGCACAAAGAACUUGGUCCUCUUAUGGUUCCAGGUAAAAGCAAUAUUGUAUAGGCUUGAGAGGGGGGGGGGUUCUCUUUCAAAGCCUCUGUUAUUGGAGUAGCCUUAUAUUUAGGCAUAUGGGAAAGGGGAGGAGGGGGUUCUUACUAAAUCAGGCCAAGGGUGCUUGAUUAUAGAAUUGGACAGGAGGCUAGAAAAUCUAGUGGUAUAGAAUUGCGAAGCUUUGUGAAUGUCACUUGCAUUCAUUCAUGUCAAGUUCACCUAGCAAAAACGACAACUGGGUUUUGGCUUGUAGGAUAGGCCAAGCUACAUUAAACUCUCUAUUUACAAACUGAACUCUACAUUCGUGUAGUAAUGGACAUUAAUCCAUGCCACUUUUCCUUUCCCACAUGGAUAUAAUUUUAAAUCCAAAUAGAAGCUUACCUCAACCAUUCAGUAUCAUUACAAAGUCUAGAAAAGGGGCACACCUGACAAUGGUGAAAAUGUUAGCUCAUUUCUGUCAUCCUGCAAACCAGGAUUGCAGUUAAGGGUAUUGAAUCUUUCACUUUAUAAUAAACAUUAUACUCUCAGAUCUGGGCAUGGCCAAUGCCUGUCUUAAAUCUUCUUUCUUACAAAAAGUUCAAUAAUGAUUUCUUUUUUGAAACAUUUUCUAUUUCAUUCAAAGAGGAUCAGAUGUCAGUCUGGCUUACUUCCAUUUAAUUGAAGUACCCAAACAGUAACACUGGCUACUGUUUGGGUAAUACAAGCCUUUUAUUUGAACAAUAAAAGGGUUUUCUGUAGAAAAAGUCCACCAUCAAGGGAGACAUUUUGGCUACUCAGAAGCUAUAUUAUUUAUUUAUUUAUUUAAAUAUUUAUAUGGCUGCCCAAUUUGCAAAAAUGCAACUCCAGGCAACCAAUAACCAUAAUAUAAAUAGUAAUCCUCCCUGACAAAGGCCCAGUAACAAGAACAAUUCACACAAUUGGGGCAUAACAACAUAUGCUUCCUCUCCCCAGGAAGAGUUCACUGUUAUCUCACUGAACUCAGCAUUGUGAUGAUUGCUCUUUGAUACGCCACUGGAAUCUUUGCAUUAAUUUCUGACACAAGAUUGCAGCCAUUUCAUACUGAAUUAUAAAGCAACUGAAUUACCUCAGUGUUUAGCUCAGUUUCCACAUAAAGCAUGAGGAAUGGAUAACACUUAUGCAUAGAGGUCAUGCUCAAUGAGUUAUCACUUAACUUAGCUUCCUGGCAGAUGGCUCUGCCUCUUUAGAACCAUACAGAGCCCCUUUACGCUAAUGUAUUCCUUGCAGGGCAAUUCUAGUAUAAUUUGGCUGCUUGACCUAAUGUGAAACAGUUUGGAAAUACAAUACUGGCCUGGAACAUUGCAUUAUAUUUCUGAAGUUGAAGUUGUUAUCUUCCUCAGAUUUUAAUUGUUCAGAGGGAAUAUAAGCCACAUAAAAGUUGACAAUUAGAUUGAUCAGCAUAUAGGGAUUUCCUUGUUUAAUGAUAUCUUUGUUUACAUCUACACAACUUCUGAGCCACUGCAGAGAGAAAGAAAGAUGACCUUGACAGAGAUGUGCAAGCUCCAUUACCAAAGCAAUGAGGGGUGAAGCGUAUCUUAAAUGUACAGUAAAUAGUAUUUGGCUCAGAUAGACACCUCCCUAAUUCAUUGGAGUGUAAGAAAGAGGAGGUGCAGUACAAUCAGACUUGCAAGAUUCUGUUAUUAUAGCCAACCACAAUAAAAGUAAUUUUAGCCUUCCUGUGGAAUUGAUUACCUUAUCUGGUGAGAUUGAAAGCCCCCAAAGUAAAUAUCCAUCAUCCAGAUGAAGAAGAUCGCUAGGCAAUAGUGUAGGUCGUUUACUGAGGUGAGUUGUCUUAUAUUGUUAUAGAGCUGUGUGUAGGCUAAUGGUUCAUAAAGGUUGACUUUAAUUGUUUUGUGCCCAGCAAAUAGGGAAGUACUUGCAUACAUAUCUCACCUGAAGACCAUUAUCAUUGAUGUCCAAGGAAGAAUGGAUAUCCAGUCCAAUUUUUUAUUAUUGAAUACUGAAAUCAAACAAAUGUUUCUCUAACCUUUGUUAGAGAAACAUUUUUCCCUAGUUUUUUCAAUAAUAGUGGACAAUGGUUCUUGGUAUUUGAUGCUGCUAGAUCUCUGUACAUUCCCAAGCAUGAUUUCAGUUGCAAAGAAAGACUACUUUUGGUGAUUUUAUGAAAUUAAGCUGGAAGAGAGUAAAAAAUCAUAGGCCAGUUCAUUUUACAUCAUGCAAUACAUACAGUUCUGACAAUCUCUUUGUCCCAGAAUCAUUGACUCAGGAGUAUAUCCUUAAUCUAUUGCAUUACUGCCCGUGUAUAGUAUAUAUAUAUUAUAUAUAAAGAUGUAUAAUAUAGAACUCUAUAUACACACAUAUACACAUAUCUGGCAAUGAAAGAGUGGCUUGCUCCAUACAGGAUCCCCCAAAUGUUCAGUGAAUUCUUAGCUCCACUCAUUUUAUCCUCUUCAGUGUAUCUCCUCCUACCAACUAAUAGAAGAAACCCUGACCUCUUGGCAUCUCUGUUUAUGACGUCCUAUAUGUUUGUGGUUAUUUAAAAAAAAAAACAAGUGAAGGUGAUAAUUACUGAUAUCUUAUCAAUAAAAUUGUUACAUUGAAAAUUGUAA
Pantherophis guttatus is the source of this 7013-nucleotide messenger RNA. RefSeq names its product synaptogyrin 1 (gene SYNGR1). The record is from RefSeq and is a predicted model, not a curated record. Gene Ontology annotation, cellular component: synaptic vesicle membrane; neuromuscular junction. NCBI's taxonomy places the organism in Eukaryota, Metazoa, Chordata, Lepidosauria, Squamata, Colubridae.